AUGUGGUGUCUGGGUGUACUGCUCCUGCUCCUCGGCAGUUGUACCGCCGAUCUCUUCACUGCUAUUGCUGAUAUGCAGAAGAUGCUUGGUGCCGAAAAGGAAGUUACCAACAUCAUAGAGAACUACAUCGAGGCCGAGCAGAAGAGAUUGGAUGAUUUGAAGAGGUUCGCUGACGAGUACGUGAUGCGAAACAAAUACGCGACCGACAUCGGACCGGACUUCGUGACGAAUCCUAUAAAUGCAUAUUUGCUUAUUAAACGACUCACUUCUGAGUGGAAGAAGAGUCAAAGUUUGUUCACUGAGAAUAAUCUUUUCGGUCAGGUUGGACGUGCUGCGUACAAUGAGAGAGACUAUUAUCACACGCUGACAUGGAUGCAAGCGGCGAUGAAUAAGUUGGAGAAUGAAAAUCCAAAGUCAAUUGACGAAGCCGAAGUUCUUGAGUACCUUGCUUAUGCCCUUUAUCAGCAAGGAAAUGUUCGUCGCGCUCUUACUCUCACUAGACGACUUGCUGCCAUUGCACCCAAUCAUCCAAGGGCCAGAGGCAAGCCUUGCAAUGUGAAGUGGUACGAAGAUAUGUUGGAUGGGAAAGAUAUGGAGGGGGAGCUGCCACCAGUAGUGAACAAGAGGGUAGAGAAUGAUGGUAUUGUGGAGCGCGAUGCCUAUGAGGCAUUGUGUCGUGGAGAAACUGUUGCUACACCUCCAGAAGUGGAAAAGGAGCUUUACUGCUAUCUCAAGAUGGACAAACCGUUCCUAAAACUGGCUCCAAUCAAAGUAGAAAUUCUGCGCCUUGAACCACUGGCUGUACUCUUUAAAGAGGUGAUGUCCGAUUAUGAAAUGGAGGUCAUCAAAGCGGUAGCCACCCCAAAGCUGGAGCGUGCCACAGUGAAGGCUUCGGAUGGUUCGCUGGUUACUGUCAGUUAUCGAAUUUCCAAAAGCGUUACGGUGCGAGCCUGCGCUUCCUGUCGUCGGUUUUACCUGACCUGCAUGAUUGUGGUGUAUUGGUUUCAGCUGAGACGUGCUACUGUGCAGAAUGCUGUGACGGGUGCACUAGAAACUGCAAGCUAUCGUAUUAGUAAAAGUGCCUGGUUGAAAGAUGAAGAUCAUCCGGUGAUUGCUCGUGUCAACAAGCGAAUUCAUGACAUGACGAAUCUCAACCAGGACACAUCCGAAGAUUUGCAGGUUUUCAUUUUCCCUUACCGGUGUUAA
Messenger RNA from Angiostrongylus costaricensis, 1206 nucleotides. NCBI's taxonomy places the organism in Eukaryota, Metazoa, Nematoda, Chromadorea, Rhabditida, Metastrongylidae. The record is from the annotation of a GenBank genome assembly.